Penaeus monodon (black tiger shrimp) is the source of this 477-nucleotide messenger RNA. RefSeq lists its product as uncharacterized. The transcript has 2 exons. NCBI's taxonomy places the organism in Eukaryota, Metazoa, Arthropoda, Malacostraca, Decapoda, Penaeidae. Bases 1 to 477 code for a protein of 158 amino acids. The record is from RefSeq and is a predicted model, not a curated record.
AUGCUCGUCAAAUGUCGGGGCGCGCGGGCCACGUCAGGAGGGCCACGCCGAGAGGGCCACGUCAGGAGGGCCACGCCGAGAGGGCCACGUCAGGAGGGCCACGCCGACAGGGCCACGUCAGGAGGGCCACGCCGACAGGGCCACGUCAGGAGGGCCAUGCCGAGAGGGUCACGUCAGGAGGGCCACGCCGAGAGGGUCAAGUCGGGAGGGUUACGUCAGGAGGGCCAUGCCGAGAGGGUCAUGUCAGGAGGGCCACGCCGAGAGGGUCAAGUCAGGAGGGCCACGUCGAGAGGGUCAUGUCGGGAGGGCCACGUCGAGAGGGUCAUGUCGGGAAGGUCACGCCGUGAGAGACAUGUCGGGUGGCUCAUGUUGGGAGGGCCACGCCAGGAGUGCCUCGUCGAGAGGGCCAUGUCGGGAGGGCCACCGCUGAGCCUACCUGAGGGCUGUUUCGCGGCAGCGGUUGUUACAAAUGAGUGA